This is a messenger RNA of Nanorana parkeri, 1100 nucleotides long. RefSeq names its product proteolipid protein 1 (gene PLP1). Gene Ontology annotation, biological process: central nervous system myelination; axon development. The transcript has 7 exons. Bases 26 to 865 code for a protein of 279 amino acids. Gene Ontology annotation, molecular function: structural constituent of myelin sheath. NCBI's taxonomy places the organism in Eukaryota, Metazoa, Chordata, Amphibia, Anura, Dicroglossidae. Gene Ontology annotation, cellular component: plasma membrane; myelin sheath. The record is from RefSeq and is a predicted model, not a curated record.
AGUCCUCAUCUCAAUCUCCGGGACCAUGGGCUGGCAUGAUGGCUGUGUUCGUUGUAUGGUUGGCAUCCCAACCGCUUCUGUAAUUGCCACCAUCCUUUGUUUCAUUGGGGUGGCAUUGUUUUGUGGAUGUGGCCAUGAAGCUCUGAGUGGAACCGAAAAACUGAUUGAGACGUACUUUUCCAAGAACUACCAGGAAUAUGAAUACCUCAUUCACGUGAUUGAUGCUUUCCAGUAUGUGAUAUACGGCAUCGCCAUCUUCUUUUUCUUGUUCGGGAUCCUGCUCCUGGCUGAGGGAUUUUAUACCACAACUGCAAUCAAACACAUUUUAGGAGAAUUCAAGCCACCACCAAAAGGCGGCCUUAUCUCUACCGUAACUGGAGGACCACCCAAACCUAGAAGUGUCAGGGGGAGAUAUCCAAUUCACACCUUAGAACUCCUCUGCCGCUGCUUAGGGAAGUGGCUGGGACACCCAGACAAGUUUGUUGGAGUCACAUACGUUGUCACCAUCUUUUGGAUCCUAAUCUUCGCCUGCUCUGCUGUUCCCGUCUACAUUUACUUCAACACCUGGGUGACCUGCCAAUCUAUUGCAGCUCCCGCAAAGACCUCAGCUGGCAUUAGUAACUUGUGUGCCGAUGCCCGCAUGUAUGGAGUUCUGCCAUGGAAUGCUUUCCCUGGAAAAGUGUGCGGAGCCAGUCUACUUGCCAUUUGCAAAACCAAUGAGUUUCAGAUGACAUUCCACCUCUUCAUUGUUGCAUUUGUGGGUGCAGCUGCAGCUCUUGUGGCUCUGCUCACUUAUAUGAUAGGGGCAGCUUUCAACUAUGCUGUGCUUCGAGUUACUGGCCAGGCCGGUCGUUCAAAGUUUUAAGCUCCGAGCUGGGGGACUAAGUACAAACUGUCUUCAAACUAUGUUCGUAAUCUCAUCGUUUAAUUCCUCUUCUCUUAAUGGACUCAUAAUAAUAUGGAUAGCGCUUUUCCAUAGCUGGUCUGCCCUUUGUAUCCAGCUUUCAACGUCCUAUUGGCGUAGAUAAAUUUCAUCUCUACGUCGAAGCACUGUAUACCUAAAGAUCGAGGUUCUUCGGCUCAUGUCACUGAAGCAAUGG